AUGGCCGCGCCCCCCGCCAUUCUUCGUCCUCCACAAGGCGGUGGCGACCGCCACUUCAUUGGCGCCAUCCUCCCGGACUCGACGGCGGAUCGAUGCCGCAUAGCCAUCUUCCCAAAACCUCAAGUCGGCGAAGAAGAGGAGGUCCUCAGGGGCAUCAACCUCAAGCUGUUCGACCAGGUGCUGCAGUGGAUGCAGGAAUCAUUUUCUGCGGUCUGUGCCAUCGCUAAGCCUUGCCACACUGAAGUCCAGCAGCCAUACCCUCUCCUAACCGAUGUGAUCUGCAGAAGGAUACCAACGGCAUUUGUUCUCACCAAAAAUGCAGAGUUUGUUGAUGACAUCACAACAUUUCGGGAUCUACCGGAGCAUCUCGUGUCCAGUGGAUGUCACCUGGCCAAGCUGUCAGCAGCUGAAUUGUCAGUGAAAAAUGGAGUUGGUGGUUGCUUUAAGAGCCUGCUGAGGCAGUUACUAUCAGAUGUUCCAGACGUUCCUGAUGUAUCUGCACUGGCAUCGUGGUACUGCAAAGAUGACAACUAUAACCAACCAAUCAUUGUCAUAAUUGAUGAUUUGGAGCAAUGUUCUGGUUAUGUGCUGGGAGAGCUUGUGAUGAUGCUGAGUGAAUGGGUAAUAAAAAUUCCGAUCUUCUUCGUUAUGGGAAUAGCUACUACUCUUGAUGCACCUAAGAAGCUGAUCUCAUCAGAGGCUCUUCAACGAUUAGAGCCCUGUAAACUUACCUUAGGAUCUCCCUCAGAUAGAAUGGAUGCACUUGUAGAGGCUGUCCUUGUUAAAACAUGCGCUGGAUUCUGCAUCAGUCAUGAAGAUGCAAUGUUCCUCAGAAAUUACUUUAUUAGGCAUGAUGGGACAAAUACUUCUUUUAUUAGUGCUCUCAAGGAAUUUUGGCAUGAUAAAUUGGAAGCACUACCUCAAGUGGUGCGGAAAUACGCUUUUGGUCUUCCUUCUUGUGAAAGUGCAAAGAACUCAUGCAAUUCUAUCAACAAUAUAGUAGAAGGAUUGUCUAAGCUGCUGAAACUGCAGAAGGAUUGGAAUUCUGUUGUCUUGUGCCUGUAUGAAGCUGGAAGACAUGACAAAGUGCAGCUUUUGGAUAUUUUCUGCAAGGCAGUCAACCCAAACCUUCAAAUUCAAAAUGCAACAAAUAGUGAUCCUUUCUAG
Molecule: messenger RNA, 1167 nt
Organism: Miscanthus lutarioriparius
Lineage: Eukaryota; Viridiplantae; Streptophyta; Magnoliopsida; Poales; Poaceae
Source: the annotation of a GenBank genome assembly